AUGUCUGUGAACGUUCCCACCGACUCCAAGCAGAAGGAGAAGGAUAUCAACCAGAAGCUUCAACUGUUUGGUAUCUACCAUGCCUUCAAGAAUAGCAAACUCCCCUCGAACAAGCAAUGCGACAUCGCUUUGAACAGUGCCUUGAACUCCAAGGCCCUCGCAUCUCCACACAGGGAACUCUCAUCUGACGGAAAGACCCUUGUGGCAGAUCUGCGCAAUGUCAUCGAGGCAGCUAAGAAGAUGCUCUUGAUCAAAAAUGAGGGUGAACUCCUACAGGACUUUAUCUGGCAAGCUCAGAGGAUCUCAGGCGGAAAUGCCGAGGCUAACCGCCCUGGGGUUGCCAUCGACAAGGAAGCCGGUCAGCAAGAUGCAAGCAGAGCCGUUGAUGGCCUGAAGACCCUGGGCACACUCAUGAUCACCAAUGGAGAGUUUAGAAAACUAUUGAAUGAUGCCAUGACUCUUGGCAGAGACAUUGCUGCCGAUGCUUCUCAAAAGGCCGCCAACCAGGUCCGUCCCUCUCAAGAGGACCUUUCGCAGAUCGACCAAGCUGCAGAGGAAAACGUGUGGCACGAAAAGCCCAAUAUGUCCAAGGAUGACUUGAAGUCCAAAUUUAAGAAGGACAAAGCUAAGGCUGAAAACGAAGGCAUCGGCGCAGUCACUGAGAAUGAAGCUGGUGUGUCGCCGGAGACCAAGAAAAGGGAAUAUUCCGACAAGACCAAGAGUUACUUGUCCGAGAAGAUUCCCAAGGAGCGUCGCGAGCAGACCGUCUGGCGCCUGAAGAAGAUGAUCAUUGAGAUCCAGGGUCAUGCCGAUUACCAGCAGGCUGUUGAGACCUUGUUGAGCAUGGCCGAGCAAUACGUCGGACACACAAAAGACAUCUCUAAGAAGGGUGGCAGCUCUGCCCGUAAUGUCCUGAAGACCGACGAUAUUCAGGCUGUUCAGUACAACCUGCGCACCCUCAUCGAACGUUUUGCCAACCACACCUCUUUGGACAGCUUCUUCGAUUCGCUUAACACCAUUUACCGCGAUGCUGAGAGGGACCCUGAACUCCGAAACUGGUUCACGAAUGUUGACAACUUGAUUCGCAAAUCUCUGCGCGAGCAGGGUUUCAUCAUGGAGGAUGAGUGCAACCGCCAGUGGAACGAGAUAUACGACAAGGGCCGUUACCUCCUACGCGAGCGUUACCGUGGCCACGCCGACCGUGUUGUCGACGAGGUCAAGUUUAUGGCCGAUCAAUUCGAGAAGGACCCACAAAACCAGGCACUUUCUCUGUCGGUCCAGAAGCUGUUCAGGGAUCUGGGCCACGACGCCAGUGGCAAGGCUGCCUUCAAACCGGAUCUUCUUCGGGAUCUCCGCGACAUCAUCAUUCCCAGCAUUUUCGAGAAUGUCCGCUAUAUCCCAAUCCCCCGUAUCGAGGUUUCGGACCCUAUGGUCGAUGUUGUGGUCGAGAACCUGUGCAUCGAGGGUGACAACCUGAUGCCCAACAUCAUCGAGUUCGGCAGCGACAAUUACUUCCGCUGGGGCCGCAAGAAGAUCUCCAGCAAGCGCGAUAAUAAGGUCAUGAUCUCCAUGUCUGGGAUUCAGGCUGAUCUGCGCGAUAUCAGCUACUACAUCAGGAAGAAGGAAGGCUUCCCCGCCAUCACCGAUCGUGGAAUUAUGGACAUCUUCCUCGGUGGCGAAGGUCUUAGCGUCAAGAUCGCCGCUUCUACAGCCCAGAAGACUGACAAGGAGCAUUUCUUCAAGCUGGACAGAGUGGCUGUGAGCAUCAAGCAUAUGGAUAUCAAGCUGAGAAAGUCCAACCACAAGCUACUCUUCAAUGUCUUCAAGCCCAUGUUGUUCAAGGUGGUCAGACCUGUUCUACAGAAGGUAGUCGAGGGCCAGAUCCGCGAGGCCUUCCGGAAGGGCGACCUCUUCGCCAAGGACAUCGACACCGAAGCCAGACGUGCCCAGGCAGCCGCCCGCGAAGACCCCGCGAACGCGCCCUCCAUCUUCUCCCGCUAUGCCGAUGCCAUGCGAGCUCGCACCCAAGCCAAGGCCAAGCAGGUCGAGGGCGCUGCCAAGCGUGACACCAAGGUCCAAACCGUCAUGACCCUCCACGAGUCCAUCUUCCCUGACAUCGAGCUCCCCGGUGGUGCAUCCAACAAGACCACCGAGUAUGCUGAGCUGGCUGCCAAGGGCGAUCGCUGGGAGUCCCCCAUCUUCAGCCUCGGAAAUGCAUCCGAGUCCACCGGCAUCCCGUCCGCCGCCCCCAUCACCAAUAAGCGCCAGGGCGCCACACAAGGUGCAGGUGGCGCCGGAGUUGCUCCCGCGUCGAGUGCAUCUGGCACCACCCCGGCCGCUGUUUCUAACGGCAAUGCCACUAACGGCAACGGAUACCAGCCCCGUGGCUUCUCCGAUGAGGUUGACCAGGCUUUCGUCAAUGGCAAGCCUCAGAAUGUUACCGAGGCCAUUAAACAUAACGCCGAUGGCGUCAACGGCACCACCCACGGCACUAAUGGCGUUAGUAGCGUUAUCAAUAACACUGUUCCUACCGGGACCACCGUCUAA
This is a messenger RNA of Penicillium vulpinum, 2547 nucleotides long. RefSeq lists its product as uncharacterized. The coding region runs from base 1 to 2547 and encodes 848 amino acids. NCBI's taxonomy places the organism in Eukaryota, Fungi, Ascomycota, Eurotiomycetes, Eurotiales, Aspergillaceae. The transcript has 8 exons. The record is from RefSeq and is a predicted model, not a curated record.